AUGACUUCUGCAAAUAUCAAUCAACAAAUUUUUGUUAAAUUUGAACGAUACGAUUUCGAUAAAGAUGAAGAUUUUCAGGCCGGACUCCAGUCAGUUCUCACAUCGCAUCAAAAUAAAUCACAGGAAGAGCUAGAUAAGCUUAAAGAGAAAGCCAAAUGGUUUUAUUUUUCAAAAGUUGUUCAAAAGUUUGAUUAUACCGAAUAUUUAGCAUGGAAGUCAAAUGAACCACCUGCAUCCGAGUCAUCUGACAACCAAGACACGCCAAGACAAGAUGUUACAACCAAUGGAAUCAAAGAAAUACCUGAUGAAAUAAAUCACGGCACCCCUUCUACUUCUACAACAAAACCACGGCCCAAACCAUGGGAAAAACGAAAAGAGAAUAUCCCAGAAACAAUAUAA
Molecule: messenger RNA, 399 nt
Organism: Cetraspora pellucida
Lineage: Eukaryota; Fungi; Glomeromycota; Glomeromycetes; Diversisporales; Gigasporaceae
Source: the annotation of a GenBank genome assembly